This is a messenger RNA of Trichechus manatus latirostris (Florida manatee), 1529 nucleotides long. It is a transcript of the gene EIF2B2, whose product is annotated as eukaryotic translation initiation factor 2B subunit beta. Gene Ontology annotation, molecular function: guanyl-nucleotide exchange factor activity; translation initiation factor activity. The transcript is spliced from 8 exons. Gene Ontology annotation, cellular component: eukaryotic translation initiation factor 2B complex. Bases 83 to 1138 code for a protein of 351 amino acids. Gene Ontology annotation, biological process: translational initiation. The record is from RefSeq and is a predicted model, not a curated record. NCBI's taxonomy places the organism in Eukaryota, Metazoa, Chordata, Mammalia, Sirenia, Trichechidae.
GCCGACCUCGCCCGCCCCGGAAGUGCAAACACAGUCGUCUUGCUGGUGUGGAUUUUGUGGGCGACGCCGACGCUAUUUAGAGAUGCCGGGUGCCGCGGCGAAGGGCUCGGAGUUGUCCGAGAAGAUCGAGAGCUUUGUGGAAGCCCUGAAGCGGGGCGGCGGGCGGCGCAGCUCCGAGGACAUGGCUCGGGAGACCUUGGGACUACUACGGCGGAUCAUCACGGACCACCCCUGGAGCAACGCGGGGGAGCUGAUGGAGCUAAUCCGCAGGGAGGGCCGGAGGAUGACGGCCGCGCAGCCCUCGGAGACUACUGUGGGCAACAUGGUGCGGAGAGUGCUCAAGAUCAUCCGGGAGGAGUAUGGCAGACUCCACGGACGCAGCGACGAGAGCGAUCAGCAGGAGUCCCUGCACAAGCUCUUGACAUCCGGAGGCCUGAAUGAGGAUUUCAGCUUCCAUUAUGCCCAACUGCAAUCCAAUAUCGUCGAGGCAAUUAAUGAGCUGCUGGUGGAGCUGGAAGGGACAACGGAGAACAUUGCAGCCCAGGCUCUGGAGCAUAUCCACUCCAAUGAGGUGAUCAUGACCAUUGGCUACUCCCGAACAGUAGAGGCCUUCCUCAGAGAGGCUGCCCGAAAGCGGAAAUUCCACGUCAUUGUGGCAGAGUGUGCUCCUUUCUGCCAGGGUCAUGAAAUAGCCGUCAAUUUGUCCAAAGCAGGUAUUGAGACAACUGUCAUGACUGAUGCUGCCAUUUUUGCUGUUAUGUCAAGAGUCAACAAGGUAAUCAUUGGCACAAAGACUAUCCUGGCCAACGGUGCCCUGAGAGCUGUGACAGGAACUCACACUCUAGCACUGGCAGCAAAACACCAUUCCACCCCGCUCAUCGUCUGUGCUCCUAUGUUCAAGCUUUCCCCACAGUUCCCCAAUGAAGAAGAUUCAUUUCACAAAUUUGUGGCUCCUGAAGAAGUCCUGCCUUUCACAGAAGGGGACAUUCUGGAGAAGGUCAGCGUUCACUGCCCUGUGUUUGACUACGUCCCCCCAGAGCUCAUUACCCUCUUUAUCUCCAACAUUGGUGGGAAUGCACCUUCCUACAUCUACCGCCUGAUGAGCGAACUCUACCAUCCUGAUGAUCAUGUCCUAUGACCACCACUUGUCCUAAGCAGAAGUUGCUUAGGCAAACACAGAAUGGAGAGACCUCAGUGCUACUGCUGAAACACAUCCUCCUUGUAAAAAGGGACUGAACGGGAGUCAACCUAAAAGAAACUUGAUACUUUUCCUGCCUUUUCAGUCAUCCCCUUAACAAGCCAGGACUGUUUUUUACCUUUCAGAUCUUAACACAGCAGCAAGGCUUGACCUAUUGAUUUUGGAGCCUCUUAGUGACAUGGUUGCAUCUGCGUCAGGAGCUUAAACUUUCUGGUUCAGUGAUGUGUUAAACAUAACACUGAAUACCUUGCUGCGGGAUAGAGAUUUUCGCUCAGAAAUGCCUACCACACCUUUUCCUAGGCUCUGCCAAUAAAAGCUACUUGAAGGUUCC